AAUUUCAACGGAGAGGAGCUGACGAAACUGAUCUGUAAGCUAAUCGAUAUCGAUCAGGACUGGGUUCCGCGGUCGCCCACCAGCACGCUCUAUGUAAGGCCAACGAUGAUAGGCAUAGAGCCGUCGCUGGGCGUGAUGGCGUCGGCGAACGUUCUUCUGUUCGUCAUGCUGGGUCCCGUCGGGCCGUACUACCGCACCGGCUUCGAGCCGGUCUCGUUGCUAGCCGACCCAUCGUUCGUGCGCGCGUGGCCCGGCGGCACGGGACACACCAAGAUGGGCGCGAACUACGCGCCGACGCUCUACGUCGGGAUCAAGGCGGCGAAGGAGAACUGCCAGCAGGUGUUGUGGCUUUACGGCGAGGAGGAGCUAAUCACAGAGGUGGGAGCCAUGAACGUGUUCCUACUGUGGACCAACGAACAUGGAGGUAAG
Priapulus caudatus is the source of this 429-nucleotide messenger RNA. Its product is annotated as branched-chain-amino-acid aminotransferase, cytosolic-like. Gene Ontology annotation, molecular function: branched-chain-amino-acid:2-oxoglutarate transaminase activity. Gene Ontology annotation, cellular component: mitochondrion. The record is from RefSeq and is a predicted model, not a curated record. Gene Ontology annotation, biological process: L-valine biosynthetic process; L-leucine biosynthetic process. The annotation marks the transcript as partial. NCBI's taxonomy places the organism in Eukaryota, Metazoa, Priapulida, Priapulimorpha, Priapulimorphida, Priapulidae. The transcript has 3 exons.